This is a messenger RNA of Lasiodiplodia theobromae, 999 nucleotides long. Its product is annotated as Six-bladed beta-propellerlike protein. The record is from RefSeq and is a predicted model, not a curated record. The transcript has a single exon. Lineage: Eukaryota; Fungi; Ascomycota; Dothideomycetes; Botryosphaeriales; Botryosphaeriaceae. The coding region runs from base 1 to 999 and encodes 332 amino acids.
AUGGCCACUGACGACAUCCAAGUUGUGCCCGUCACGCAGUUGCCCGCCAACUCGUGGUUCGAGGGCUUCGCUCUCCGCCCCAAUGGCAACAUCCUCGCCACCCGCCUCGACGCCCCAGAGCUGUACACCUUCGACCCGGCCGAUCCCACCGCGCGGCCGGAGCUGCUCCACACCUUCCCGGAUGCAAAUGGCCUGGUCAACCUGUGCCCCAUUGGGGACCCCGACGACGAUGAGUUCGCCGUGAUAGCCGCCACAGUCGAGCUGCAGCAAGUCCAGUUCGACUCGGCCGUCAUCUGGCGCGUGAAGCUCGACGCGGCCAACAAAUGCACCAUCACCGAGCUCGCCCGCGUCCCCGACUCGGGCUUCUGCAUCGGCGUCAUCCAGGUCGGCCCGCACACGCUGGCCAUCGCCGACUCGCACAAGAACUGCAUCUGGCGCCUCGACGUCCGGUCGGGCAAGAGCUCGGUGCUGGUGGCCGACGACACGAUGAAGGCGGCCACCGAGGAGGACUACUUCGGCAUCAACCGCCUGCGCAUCUCGCACGGCCUGCUGUACUACACCAACACCAGCGCAGGCCUGCUGUGCCGCGUGCCCGUCGAGACGACCGAUGCCGUGGACGAAGGCAUCAAGACGACGGGCGGCGUCGAGAUUGUCGCCAGCGACCUGCCCCACUGCGACGGCCUGGCGAUCACCGAGGAUGGUAGGUCCAUCUUCACCGCCAACUAUAUGGCCGGCGUCGUGUGGAGGGUCGACCUCGAGGGUGACGACCGUAGCGUCACGUCCAUCCUCACCCGCGGGCUCGCCAGCCCCACCAGCGUCGAGUUCGCUACCGUCGACGGCAAGCAGCGCCUGUACGUCACGUGCUGCGGCGGUGAGGCUACCAGCGUCGGCUGGGUCAACGAGGACGAUCGCCUGUCGGAGCUCAGCAAGUUCAACCUCGAGAUCGAGGUCACGGCCGAGGUGACGGUGACGGAGGAGGUCGUUGAGGCGAAGAACUAA